Messenger RNA from Funneliformis caledonium, 194 nucleotides. NCBI's taxonomy places the organism in Eukaryota, Fungi, Glomeromycota, Glomeromycetes, Glomerales, Glomeraceae. The record is from the annotation of a GenBank genome assembly.
AGAAUGAUGACAAUGAAGAGCGAAUAGGUGCAACACCAAGAAAUUAUGUUGAUAAACCCGUCGAAAUUGUGUCUCAGAGGACGAUGAAAAUGACGACGAAUGCCUACGAUGACGACGUUGAGCAAAUAGAUGCAACACCUGUCGAAUUAUGUCAUCGAAGAGAAAAUAUGAUGACAAUAACUUUGAGCAAAUAG